Chiroxiphia lanceolata (lance-tailed manakin) is the source of this 2716-nucleotide messenger RNA. RefSeq names its product myosin light chain 9 (gene MYL9). The record is from RefSeq and is a predicted model, not a curated record. NCBI's taxonomy places the organism in Eukaryota, Metazoa, Chordata, Aves, Passeriformes, Pipridae. Gene Ontology annotation, cellular component: cytoplasm; stress fiber; myofibril. Gene Ontology annotation, molecular function: calcium ion binding. The coding region runs from base 209 to 727 and encodes 172 amino acids. The transcript has 5 exons. Gene Ontology annotation, biological process: platelet aggregation; myofibril assembly.
GGGCCGGGGCGGGCCGGGACCCGCUGCCCGCCCGCCCCGCAGAGCCGCGUCCCGCAGAGCCGCGCCGACCGCCUCGCAGCUACCGCAGCUCUCGCAGCUCUCUGCUCUGGCACAGGCUCUGUGCGCCGUAGGAGGAGUUUGUGGUCACCUCCCCCUCUGAGGCGCUGCGGCCAGAUUUCCCUGCCGAGGUACCCCCCCAGCUGCCAAGAUGUCCAGCAAACGUGCCAAAGCCAAGACCACCAAGAAGCGCCCCCAGCGCGCCACCUCCAAUGUCUUCGCUAUGUUCGACCAGUCGCAGAUCCAGGAGUUCAAGGAAGCCUUCAACAUGAUUGACCAGAACCGUGAUGGCUUCAUCGACAAGGAGGAUCUGCACGACAUGCUGGCGUCCCUCGGGAAGAACCCCACCGAUGAGUACCUGGAGGGGAUGAUGAGCGAGGCGCCGGGGCCCAUCAACUUCACCAUGUUCCUCACCAUGUUUGGGGAGAAGCUGAACGGCACUGACCCGGAGGAUGUGAUCCGCAACGCCUUUGCCUGCUUUGAUGAGGAGGCGUCAGGCUUCAUCCAUGAGGACCACCUGCGUGAACUGCUGACCACCAUGGGGGACCGGUUCACCGAUGAGGAGGUGGAUGAGAUGUACCGGGAAGCGCCCAUCGACAAGAAGGGCAACUUCAACUACGUGGAAUUCACCCGCAUCCUGAAGCAUGGGGCCAAGGACAAGGACGAUUAGAGCCCUGGGCCACUCACCCCUUCUGCCUCCUCCUGUGCACUUCCCCCACCCCUCGGCCACCCUUGUUGUCCCACAGCAGAUUCCCCCCACGGGAAACACCUUCCAGGACCAGCCCACAUCAGGACAAGCUUAGAGGGAACACACUCCUGUCACUGUGCCACUGUGUGCCCAUCCAUCAGCCUCAGCCCUCCCCUCCCAUCGCCUCUGCCACCCACAGGCUCACCCAACUGAGCCCCCCAGCCUGGCUGUGACACCUCCCCCCCCCAGCAGCCAUUGACCCCCUCAAAGCCACCAUGCCAUUGGUCCCUGGGGCCGGGGUGAGCAUCCCCCACUGGCCUGCAGGGAUUUGGGCUGGCUUGAGCCUGAGCGAUCCCCAUCUCAGGGCCAUAACACAGAGGGAAAGCAUCUCUCCCCUCUCCUCUCACACUCUCCUCCUUCAGGAAAGAAACCCUGCUUUGUUCCUCCUCCCUGGCUGUUUUAUUGCUUUAGAGCCUGAUAUCUGAGGGAUUCAGGAAGCUGAAGUGGUGUAUAAAGCCCGAUGGGUGUGAUAGAGAUGUGCUGUGUGUGGCUCCCUCAUGACCAGUGCCAUGCUGUGCUGCUGCCUGUCAGGUUUCGGAGGCUGGUUUGGGCACUACAUGUCCCCACCUUGCUACCAUUGUCAGCCAGGGCCCCUUCCAGUGGGACAGCCAGUUUGCAGAGACAAAUGGCUCCUAAUCUGUGUAAAAUCAGCUUGAGCAUUAUUUUCUGCCUUUGCUGGUGGGAUGAGAGUCACUCUGCUCAGCCCCAGCAUCGGGGUGGGCUGAAAGACACUUGGGAAAGUGCUGGCCAUGCUUCCCCCAUCAGCUUAUCCAGGGUCCUAGGGGCUUGGUCACCCUUCUGUGUCACCCUGAGAAGAUGGGGGGUGGGGGUGGGCAAGAGACAGAGAGGGUAAGAAAUGGGGAUGGGAUUUGUCCCCUUGAUUUGGUUAUUUAUCACCACCCUGACAAGGGUGCUUCUGCCUUCCAAAGUUUCUGUCUUAAAGUGCAUCUUUAAGUCCGCCCAUCUCCCUGGCCUGGAGGGAAGGAUGAGUUUCCUGCAAUUCUUUAUUUAAAAUGGGGGGAAAUGUGAUGAGAAACCCACAAAACUGGUGAGGGCACAAUGCAUGGCAGAGAGGCUCCCAGUGCUGAGAAAGCUUGGAUGAGGUCUGUGCAAGCUCUGUGGGCACAUGCUGCUGGGAUCAGAGGUGUCAGAAACCUGCCAGGCCCCAGGUAAUGCUCUCACCUGAGAGAUAACCCAUGACUGAAAAGCUUCUCCUUGGUCUCAGUCCUUCUAUUUUGAAGGCACUGCCAACACCAGGAAAAAGGAACUAAAUUGUCAGGGACACAGAGAUGUGAAGGGCUGAACCUGCACUCUCCCAGGGAGCUUCCCAGGGACAGGGCUCAUGUUCUGCAGCAGCAGCGCCAAACCAGCCUACAGAUGCCAAGCUCCUUGCCUAACUUCAUGCUGUACCAGGGAAAAAACACUUCCAGAGCAAAUUCCCAUGCUGCUGGGAGGAAGGAUGCUUUAUAAAAUCCUCCUUCCCUGAAAUGCAGAUGUCACUUUGGUGCAGGCAGGCUGAUGCUGGAGCUGUGGGCAGACUGUCUUCUGGGGGUAGCUGCAUAGAGGAGGUAUGUUCAACCCCACUGAUCCCAGGAGAUCACCUUGUGUGACCAGCCCAGGUUCUCGCAGUGCCGCGAGUGGGAUGGACACGGUGGCUGAUCCCAGCUGUGGGCACUGCCGGCCCCAGCUGGGAGCUACCACAGGGUCUAGCAUGGGGCUCUCAGAAGUGCUGCCUUGAGCAGCUGGCAAAACUGUUGGGUCUGAGCUGCCCUGUUGCUGGAACGGCCAUGGUGACACCACAGGACUCUCAGGAAAGGGUGUCCUUCAACCCUGAGGCAGCAAAGCAGAGGAAAUUUUUUAGUGGACACUGGGGUACAUAUGGGAAGAGUAAAUAAACCUGUUCCACUGGCA